UUUCUGCAAUAAUUAGUGAAUAGUGAUUACUGAUUACAUACUCUUUGUCUGCAAUGAAUGAUGUACUGUUGUCAACAUGGUUCAAAUACGAAAUGCCGCUGUUGCUUACAAAAGUUUAAAUGGACUUAUUUGUGUUUAUAAACCCUCCUGUGUGUCCGUACAGCAUGUGCAGCAUAUUAUUGUUACUAAUUUGUGUCGAGACUUAAACGCUUUACCAGACAGGCCUCUAGAGAAACGAGUUGAGAUUGUAGGGGCAACAAACGCUCCUAUGCAAGUUAAGUUAGUCCCAAACUAUGCUGAUGAUCCGUUAGUUGCUGGGCCCAGAUAUAUACAUACAGACUUCCGAUGCAGCUGGGCUACACAUUUAGGAUUGUUUAGCAGUGGUGUUUUAUUAUUAGGGAUCAAUGAUGGCACCAAACUAACAUACCUCCUAAACACAGGGAGGCCUACCCGUGCAUUCAAAGUGCAUGGACAAUUAGGCAAAGCCACUGACACAUACUUUUGGAAUGGCAGAACAAUGGAGAGGGCGACAUUCGGCCAUGUGACCCGGGCAAAGAUGGAUAAAGUGGUUGCACAUAUACAGGCAGCCCAUCAGAAAACUAUGUAUGAGUUAUCAGGCCUUCACAUGGACUCACAAACAACUUAUGACCUUGCAUCAGAAGGCUUGCUGAGGCCGGCCAACAGUAAGCUACCAGUUAUUUAUGGAAUCAAAUGUGUGCACUUUGAUCCGCCCAACUUUACCUUAGAAAUUCAAUCUGUAAAUGAAUAUGACAAAUAUCUCUGGACACUAGUCCAUGAUCUAGGCGUUCAACUCAAGACAGUAGCGCAUUGCACAGGAGUGCAGUGUAUCAGGCAAGGCAAGUUUGAUCUCCGCCUGGCCUUGUUGAGGAAGCAUUGGCAGAUGGAACAUCUUCUAAACAAUAUGGAUGAAUGCCGCCAGAUAUUAGAAGAAAAUGAGCAUUUGUUAAAACCAAAAUCAGCACAAUUGAGUGUUUAAAAAUCACAGUAGAUAUUAUAAUGUAAAUAAAUAAAAGAGUUUUAUUACAA
This is a messenger RNA of Maniola jurtina (meadow brown), 1047 nucleotides long. RefSeq names its product mitochondrial mRNA pseudouridine synthase Trub2. Lineage: Eukaryota; Metazoa; Arthropoda; Insecta; Lepidoptera; Nymphalidae. Gene Ontology annotation, biological process: RNA processing; pseudouridine synthesis. Gene Ontology annotation, molecular function: pseudouridine synthase activity; RNA binding. The record is from RefSeq and is a predicted model, not a curated record. The transcript is spliced from 6 exons. Bases 77 to 997 code for a protein of 306 amino acids.